Molecule: messenger RNA, 2141 nt
Organism: Sinocyclocheilus rhinocerous
Lineage: Eukaryota; Metazoa; Chordata; Actinopteri; Cypriniformes; Cyprinidae
Product: dual specificity mitogen-activated protein kinase kinase 2-like
Exons: 12
Coding region: 267-1454 (395 amino acids)
Biological process (GO): protein phosphorylation
Molecular function (GO): protein kinase activity; ATP binding
Source: RefSeq, a predicted model, not a curated record
UCUCUAUAUAGUAACGUUAUAAGAGUCCGCAUCACAUUAGUGUGAAUUCAAGUGAAUGUCAGCUCACAGUACAGACAUUCAUACUCCUAGUGUUUAAAUAUAAUUAUGAUCAGAUCUGGACAGUAAACAGGUUGAGGAGUUUUUAUAGACUGAUCUGGGAACUUGCCAGCUCGAUGACAAGCUGUAAAUCAGAGUUAUUAUACAGUAAAGCGCAGUCUGAGCUCGCCUUAGAUUAAAGGUCCCCUCAGCCUUUUCAAACAUCAGCCAUGGCUCCGAAAAAGAGACCAGAGCCCAUAGUUAUAACCGGAUCCGGAGAGGCACAGACGACCUCUACAUCCAUCGAUGCAGCUUCAGAAGCGAAUCUUGAGACCCUGCAGAAGAAGCUGGAAGAGCUGGAUUUGGAUGAGCAGCAGAAGAAGCGUCUGGCAGCUUUUCUCACGCAGAAAGCCAAUCUGGGCGAGCUGAAAGAUGAUGAUUUCCAGCAUAUCUGUGAACUGGGAGCUGGAAAUGGAGGUGUGGUUAAUAAAGUGUGCCACAAACCCUCUGGCCUCGUAAUGGCCCGGAAGUUAAUUCAUCUGGAGAUCAAGCCAGCCUUCAGGCACCAGAUCAUCAGGGAGCUGCAGGUCCUGCAUGAGUGUAACUCUCCGUACAUCGUGGGUUUCUACGGGGCGUUUUACAGCGACGGGGAGAUUAGCAUCUGUAUGGAGAACAUGGACGGAGGCUCUUUGGAUCAGGUUCAGAAAGAGGCUCGCAGAAUUCCAGAGGAGAUCUUGGGAAAAGUCAGCAUAGCCGUUUUAAGAGGUCUCGCUUACCUUCGAGAAAAUCACCAGAUUAUUCACAGAGAUGUGAAACCUUCAAAUAUUCUGGUCAAUUCCCGCGGGGAGAUCAAACUGUGUGACUUUGGCGUGAGCGGGCAGCUCAUCGACUCCAUGGCCAACUCUUUUGUAGGAACGCGCUCGUACAUGUCGCCGGAGAGGUUGCAGGGCACUCAUUACUCGGUGCAGUCAGACGUGUGGAGUAUGGGUCUCUCUCUGGUGGAGCUGGCCAUCGGCCGCUAUCCCAUUCCUCCACCCGACGCCAAGGAGCUGGAGGGCAUCUUCGGCAGGGCAGUGAUGGAUGUUCGGGAGACAGGGACACGCAGUACAUCUGCUCGACCCAGAGCCCCCGGCAGACCCGUCAGCGGUCACGGGCCCGUCAUGGCUAUAUUUGAGCUGCUGGAUUAUAUAGUCAAUGAGCCGCCCCCUAAACUCCCUCAUGGUGUCUUCACUCCUGAUUUCCAGGACUUUGUGACCAAAUGUCUGAUUAAAAACCCUGCAGACCGAGCAGACCUGAAGAUGCUGAUGAAUCACACGUUUAUUAAGCGCUCAGAGGUGGAGGAGGUGAACUUCGCUGGAUGGUUGUGUAAAACGGUGGGGCUCAAUCAGCCCAGCACACCCACCCAAACAGCUGAAUGACACACACACACUCUCUCUCUCUCUCUCUCACACACACACACACACACACACACACACACACACAAGACACGAUUCCCCUACAGAAUACAAACGUUUACAGCCUAUCUGAUGGAACACCUGCAAAGCUGCUUAUUUUACACUUUGACUUCAAUAUUCAUGGGUGAAUCUCAUGGAUCCAGUCAAGAACAUGAACAUUUGACGCUCAAAACAAAGAAACGAGUAUUUUGAUGAAAGAAAUUUAAGAUCUUGCAUCAGGUGAUCUUUGUCUUGCCAAAAAAGUGCAUUUGCCCCCCAAAAAACCAAUGAAAUAUUAUUGAAUUAUGAAGUAAAGUCCUGUAUGGUAGUAUUUGUUGUACUGCCUUUAAUUUUUACAUUAUCAUUUCAUUACUAGUACUUGCAGUAGUAUUUCGUACUGUAGUACGCAAAAAUACAGUUACUGUAAUGUAAUUCACCAACAAAAAUAAUUAUGAAAAAUGGCUGAAAUUACAAAAAGGAAGUUUUGGUUAAUUGUCUUGAAAAUGUCACAAUGCGAAAACAAGCUUAAAGUCUGGUCUUAAAAAUAAGCAAAAUCUAAUUUUCAUUUAUUUUUCUUUUGAUUUUGUUGUAUGUUCAUUCUUGCGUUUCACACAGACAUCAACUACAGACAGUUGUUGCUUUAAAGACUCAAUAAAGUGAUUGUAGAGGGGA